This is a messenger RNA of Peromyscus eremicus (cactus mouse), 893 nucleotides long. Its product is annotated as chymotrypsin-like elastase family member 2A. Bases 1 to 816 code for a protein of 271 amino acids. The transcript is spliced from 8 exons. The record is from RefSeq and is a predicted model, not a curated record. Gene Ontology annotation, biological process: proteolysis. Lineage: Eukaryota; Metazoa; Chordata; Mammalia; Rodentia; Cricetidae. Gene Ontology annotation, molecular function: serine-type endopeptidase activity.
AUGAUCAGGAUCCUGCUGUUAUCCGCAUUGGUGGCUGGAGCUCUCAGCUGCGGGUUCCCCACUUACGAGGCCCAGCACGAUGUGAGCAGGGUAGUUGGGGGCGAAGAGGCCACACCCAACUCCUGGCCCUGGCAGGUCUCCCUGCAGUACCAGUCCUUGGGGAGGUGGUACCACACCUGCGGAGGCUCCCUGGUGGCCAACAACUGGGUUCUGACAGCUGCCCAUUGCAUCAGUAGUUCCAAGACCUACCGUGUGGUGCUGGGCCGGCACAGCCUCUCCACCUCGGAAUCUGGCUCACUGGCUGUUCAGGUCUCCAAGCUUGUGGUCCAUGAGAAAUGGAAUGCCAACAAGAUCGCCAACGGGAAUGACAUUGCCCUGAUCAAACUGGCCAGCCCAGUGACCCUGACCCGCAAGAUCCAGACAGCUUGCCUCCCAUCUGCGGGCACCAUUCUUCCCAACAACUACCCCUGUUACGUCACAGGCUGGGGCCGGCUGCAGACCAACGGGGCCUCUCCUGACGUCCUGCAGCAGGGCCGCCUGCUGGUUGUAGACUAUGCCACCUGCUCCAGCGCCAGCUGGUGGGGAAGCUCUGUGAAGACAACCAUGGUGUGCGCUGGUGGUGAUGGUGUGACCUCCAGCUGCAAUGGGGACUCCGGUGGACCACUGAAUUGCCAGGCAUCUAACGGUCAAUGGCAAGUGCAUGGCAUCGUGAGCUUUGGCUCUACUCUGGGCUGCAACUACCCCCGUAAGCCAUCUGUCUUCACCAGGGUCUCCAACUACAUCGACUGGAUCAACUCGGUGAUUCAAAAGUACUAACCAAAGAUGGCUCUGGGACUGCCACCUUGGAAGUGUCACACAAGGAAAGCAGUAAUAAAGUGACUAUAUGAAUCACA